AUGAAGCUGCGCGAGAAACAGAGUGGGGACAAGGUCACGUACCUGGCUGAACCGGAAGCGGGUAAGGUGGCACGAGAUGAGCUCCGCACCAAGUUCGAAAGGGUGCCGAUCAAGGAGUUGCAGCAGCAGGCGCUUCCUAUGGCAGCAGCAGUGAGUACGGUGGACGUCAACCUUCUGCAUAGGAGGAUGGGACACGCUGGUCAUUAUCGAAUCAAGGAGUUGAUCAAGAAGAACAUGGCAGCGGGAGUGAAGGAAGAGAAGGUGGAGGAGGUGUGCACUCACUUCACAGCUGUAUUUCAGGUGAAGAAGAUUCCAAGGACCACUCUCUUCCUUGGAAUGAACCUAGAGAGGAACAAGGACGAGAAGAAGUUGCUGCUAUACCAGAAGAAGUACUUUCAAAAGUUGCGGGAGAGGUUUGGAGGGCAAUGCAAGACCAAACCAGUGACAGCACCUCUCAGCAGCCUUGCGGAUAAGGAGGUCGAUGUGGGAGCAGAAAUUGAGGCAUGGGGUAGCAAGGAGAAAGCGCUCAAAGCUUACCAAUCCAUGGUAGGCUCAGUCAUGUACCCAAUGUCAUGCACACGGGUUGAUGUGGCCUACGCUGCAAGUUUUCUUGGGCAGAGGGUGUUGCAGCCAGAGGGACACAAGUGGAAGGAGAUGGAGCGGACUAUCACUUACCUUCUGCAGCGGGAUGAUGAGGGGCUUUUGUUUGAAGGAGGAGAGGAGAGUCUAGAGCUAGUGGGAGGCGCAGCACUUGAAGCGCCGGGAUUCACGCACCUAUCGUCUCUCGCCACGCUCUCCGUGGACAUGUCGGACCAGGAGGAGCUGGAUCUCUCCAGCCUCGAGCACCUGCCAGCGUUCGCCAACCUCUCUCUGUGCGGCGAAACGGAGCUCGUUCUCGAAGGCGAGGACGCGUAUCCCGUCUCGUUCGCCCACAUACCUUUCCUUGAGUCGCUGGAAUUCAACUACAGCACUCCACGGUUCGACCUGCUGUUUCCGCGAGGAGUUUCGUGCAGCCGUCUCGAGCGGCUGCUUCUCAGCUGCUCUGACAAGCUCGAGCGCCUCCCUGACGACAUCGGAAAGCGGCUGCCACGCCUUCGGGAGUUGAUCAUCUGCGCCUCCCCUGAUCUAUCCGAGCUGCCUCAUCACUUCUCUUCCCUCAGCUGCCUCCUGAAGCUGACAAUCUCCGAGGUCAACGUGGUCAGCCUACCUGAAAGAUUUGGAAGGCUGCCCGUUUUGAGAGAGUUGUCGAUGCAGCAAGUGCUCAUCUCAGGUCUGCCGGACUCUUUCUCUCAGCUCUCAAUGCUGGAGGUCUUGAAUCUGGUUGACUGCCGUUCAAUGGCGGCGUUGCCUGCAAGGUUCGGCAGCCUCCAUGCACUCAAGUCCCUCUGCAUCGCCAACUCGCCAAAGCUGGGUCUUCCGGAAGACAUAGGAGGGCUCACCGACCUUCACACUCUCCGAGUGACUCUAAAUCACGUACAAGAGCUGCUGCCGUGCUCGUUCACGCAGCUCAAGUCACUGACAAGGCUCGAGCUCACCCAGUGUGGCAUAUUAGAGGAGCUUCCAGAGGGCGUGGGUGCUGCACGCAUGAAGGCACUUCCGGAUGAUUUUGGAUCGGCCUUGCAGCAGCUGAGGCAGCUGCGCGUAGAGCAGGCUGCGGAACUGAGAGGGCUGCCAGACACUCUCACCCAGCUGCACUGGCUGACCUCCCUGGAAGUGCAUGCACCCAAGCUGGCUUCGCUUCCAGAUGGCAUUGGCGCCUUGUCCCGGCUGCGCCAGCUGAAUCUGGCCCACUGCACAUCGCUCACACGCCUCCCUUCCUCCCUCACCCGCCUCUCCUGCCUCCACAAGCUUAGCCUUGGCUACACCCCCGUGCGCUCUCUGCCCUGCCACUUCGCCCAUAUGAGCCGCCUCAAGGCUCUUGACCUGGAAUCCUGCAAGCACCUCGAGUCGCUGCCUGACGUUCACCCAGCUGCAGAUGCUGCAUAG
Molecule: messenger RNA, 1986 nt
Organism: Closterium sp. NIES-65
Lineage: Eukaryota; Viridiplantae; Streptophyta; Zygnematophyceae; Desmidiales; Closteriaceae
Source: the annotation of a GenBank genome assembly